Messenger RNA from Rhagoletis zephyria (snowberry fruit fly), 192 nucleotides. RefSeq names its product barrier-to-autointegration factor-like. NCBI's taxonomy places the organism in Eukaryota, Metazoa, Arthropoda, Insecta, Diptera, Tephritidae. The record is from RefSeq and is a predicted model, not a curated record. Gene Ontology annotation, biological process: chromosome organization. Gene Ontology annotation, cellular component: condensed chromosome; nucleus. Gene Ontology annotation, molecular function: DNA binding.
AUGACCACCUCUCAGAAGCACCAGAGCUUCAUCUCUGAGCCGAUGGGCGAAAAGCCCAGCACCGACCUGGCUGGCAUCGGCGAGGUGCUCGGCAAGCGGCUCGCCGCCAAGGGCUACGAUAAGGCUUACGUUGUCCUCGGUCAGUACCUGGUGCUGAAGAAGGACGAAGAGCUCUUUGUGGAGUGGUNCUAA